Ostertagia ostertagi is the source of this 789-nucleotide messenger RNA. The record is from the annotation of a GenBank genome assembly. Lineage: Eukaryota; Metazoa; Nematoda; Chromadorea; Rhabditida; Trichostrongylidae.
GUGCAUGGCCAUGCGAAGUGGAAAGUCGAUCACCUGAGUGUCACCCGACCCGAGCAGACCUCAUAUAAAUUCGAGUUGAACGGACUCGAGCCGUCUACGAAAUACCACUUUCGGCUGUCGGCGUCAAGCACGAAAGGUGAAGGACAGCGAAGUGUCGAACACGUGGUGAUGACUGAUGUCCCAGUGCCAGCUGCACCAGAAAUCUCUUCACUGACCUUUGACUGCAAAAAUGGCAUCCUCCUGCAGUGGAAUUCCAACGAAGGGCAGAGCUGUGAAGUGGAGAUCACUAACGAAACAAGCACAUUACGGUUCAACACCAGCGCUUCGAAGCUCGACGUGAUCGACCUGGCCCUUCAUGACGAGUACAAGGUGAGGGUAAUGUGCAUGGUACGAAGCAUCGUCGACAGCCGGGUAACACUGAAAGGACCCUGGGGCAAUGAACAACGCUUCGUGCUAAGUCAUCAGUGCUCGUAUCAGUCAUCUGUCUGCUCUCCAAACAGCAAAUGCAUGAGGUUGAGAGAUAGCACGAGUCCUCCUCGUUUUUCACUGCUGGUGGCCAUCUCGGCGUUGGUACUGUUCGUUGUGCUUUGCUUCCUGAUCAUCUACUCCUUGAAAGGUCCGCUGUCUCGAUAUAAAAAUGCUCAUCAAGAAGAAGGAAAAGUGCGUCUACCUCGAGGAGCUCAGCCCUCUUAUUCAACAACAUGCGACGACAUUCCCGUGGAACUUUUUUAUGGCUACUGUGAGGAUUUGGCGCGGAACGACAAUGCGAAGUACACAUCCCAAUUUCAG